This is a messenger RNA of Etheostoma spectabile (orangethroat darter), 2550 nucleotides long. RefSeq names its product SH2 domain-containing protein 4A. The record is from RefSeq and is a predicted model, not a curated record. Lineage: Eukaryota; Metazoa; Chordata; Actinopteri; Perciformes; Percidae. The coding region runs from base 499 to 1479 and encodes 326 amino acids. The transcript has 7 exons. Gene Ontology annotation, cellular component: cytoplasm.
GAGGGAGACUAUGGAAUGCUGUGAUGUCAUCAGCCCAGUCAUACACACAAAGACAAGGAGGACCCACAGGCGCUCUGACUCUCUCAGCUUAGUUAGCAUACUCUGUGCUGUGGAGCGGCUGUCUACAUCCCACUAUUGUUCCAAUGAUGACCUCCAAAGACAAAGGAAACUGACACGUUUGUAGGGUAGGGAAACUGUCAGAACAACACAGAAAGGAAACAGGGUUUUGUGGGUGUGUGUGCGUGUGAGUGAGAUUGUACCUUAUGAACAAAAGUGUGAGUGGGAGGAGAAGCAAGCUCCUCGUUUUAUGAAGAUGGGUUUCUGUGGGUCAAUAAGAAGGAUUUUAGAAUAAUGAAGCCAUAAAAGUCUUUUUCUGAUGAAAUGAGACUAUAAACCAACAGUGUUUACCUCAAGAAGCUGCUGGCCAAAGGACAGCACCUCCUACCUCCGACCGCCUUGUCAGGUGGUACCAAGUUAACCCACCAUUCAGCCGCCAGCAUGCUGCAGCAGAUUUUAAAGGACAUGUACAUUGACCCUGAUGUGCUGGAUGCUCUUAAUGAGGACCAGAAAAAGACUCUGUUCCUGAAGAUGCGCCAGGAGCAGGUGCGGCGCUGGAAAGAACGGGAGGAGACACUCGAGAGAGAAGAGGGGGAGGCCGAGUGUAAGCGAACAAGGCCAAAACAAGCCAACAGUAAGAAUGUGAGCUGGCUUCUUGGCAGGGAUGGCGAUGUGGCGGCCAUUGUGAUCGGGGAGGUGGAUGAGCUGAGCUCCAAAUUCAUCUGCUCAGGAUUUGGAGAAAAGAAGAUGCAGAGUCUUCAGAACAAUGCAUACCACCAAACCAUACUGAAGAGCAGAAAAACAACAGAACCUGUCAGAACUGAGAGAGAGAACCUUCCUCCUGAAACACAACCUGGAAUUUCACUGAGUUUAAAGGGGAAGUACGGGGAGACGAGCACGUUACUCCCUCUGCCGCCCGAGUUGAAGUCAGCCAGUGCGACUGAGGAGAAGUCAGUUCCCCAGUCCUCCAUCUGCUCCAGGCCUCCCAUGAGAGCUAGCCCUGUCAACGUGAGACCAGCUUCUGCAAAUGCAGCACCAGGCUCUGUCAACACGAGACCCAGCCUGGCGAAUCUGAGGCUGGCCACCGCUGCACAAUCCCCUUCCUCCAGCAGCGCUGUCAAAACAGACUCUGGGACAACCAAAGGUGGCCGUCCCUCACAGGAGCCUCACAAGCCCCAGGAAUCACAGGGUGGGAAAGAUAUUGGUGUAUUAAACACAUCCCGGAGGGCUGCCUCGGCGGAGGCCGGGUCAUCAGGGAGCGCACCAACCUGCGCAGGGCGCGGCCGGGUGGCUCAGCUGAUGAAAACCUUCAGCGCCGAAAGUACUACAACCCCUACACAGACCCCCUCUCGCAGCAUCAAGCCUCCUCUCCCCACCAAGCCUAGCCACUUGCGUCUAACGACCACACCUACUGUCAGGUAAUCCUCACACACUGAUGCAGAGACACCCACCGAGCUUCAAGCAUCCCGGUGAUUCAAAUUAAGCCACACUGGACAAUGUCAGGCCCCUAAUGUGGAGCCUCAGCCAGUGGCUUAAUGGGAUGGAGAACUCCAAAGGUGGAAAAGAAGAACAUGGUAAUGUUCACAAUGUUGCUGUCACUCCCAAAGCCCAGUAAUGGAAAUGCUUGAAUGUAAUGGUUUUAUUUUAUUAUUGGAUGCUGCAGUACUGUAAACACUCUUUGUGGGAAAGAAAUUCCAAAGCAAUUGAAUGCAAUGUAUACGUAUUUUUCCAGGGAAUUUAUAACUAUAACAUGUAUUCACUUUGUGUUGAUGCUUUGGCAGGGCUGUGUGAACACACAUUUUCUUGCCCAAUUCAUAAGCCCCAUAAACACAAUAUUUUUUACUUACCAGUGACAUUAUAUCUAUCACUUAUGAGCAGACCCAGACAGAAUCUUUUUUUGUGUUUUUUUUUUUACAGUUUUUAACAGUGAUCUAGAAGGAAAAUCUGCAGAUUUUUUUUUUGUGUGCAUUGUUUCUUAUGAGACAGUUUGCAUGAGCGCAUGUGCAGAUACACGAGUGGUUCAGGACAACAGAAUGGGCCAUGAGCAGGCAUAAUGGGGUGGAAUAAGGCCCAGUAGGGUCCUCCUUCAUCUCACUGUCGCCUCUUUGGGAAUACUCUAGUGUUGUUUAUUUGUCACAGUGCAAUGUAUGUCUCCCUCUGCCACCUGGCAGGAGCCUCACUGUGACCUGUGGUGGACCGAUGACACAAUGCCAUUUUCAUCAUCUGUCAAUCCCAGUGGAUCAAGUUAGACAGUUGCUGCCAAAUAAUCCAGAGUGUCACUUGUCUACAUUUUUUCAGUACUAUUCUAGAUAUGUGUGGUUUUUCUUUUUUUACAUUUUCUAUAGGGGGAAAGAUGUUUUGUAAUGGGAUGUUUAACAUUACUAUAAUGCUCACUUGUAAAAUGAAAUAUUUUUUAUCUUUGAUGCUAAGCUUGUAUGGUGCAAUCAAAGAAACAAUAAAAUUGUGUAACUUGUACACCUACUCUUAAAAGUC